Molecule: messenger RNA, 1578 nt
Organism: Aaosphaeria arxii CBS 175.79
Lineage: Eukaryota; Fungi; Ascomycota; Dothideomycetes; Pleosporales
Exons: 2
Coding region: 1-1578 (525 amino acids)
Source: RefSeq, a predicted model, not a curated record
AUGAUUGGACUGUCUUUGGCGCUGGGUCUCAAUCUAGCAUCGUCAUUGAAGAGUUAUGCCGUUACUCUACGAUGGUCCCUCCUCACAAGACGAUACGUCUCACUGGAAGUCUUCGACCUGAUCCUCAGCCUUGAAACCCUUACCAAAGUAGGAAAACUCAUGAUCAUCUCCUUUCCGGGCGUCCGCAAAUUCAAGUUCCUCAAGAAGCUACCGUGGUUCCGCGAAGCACGCGACGACGGGACCAGAUUGACAUGGCUCGUCUGCCUGCUCUGGCUCAUGGUCAACGUCGGCGCCCAAGUUCUCGUGGCCUGCCUGUCGCUCUUCUGGCCCGUGGACCCAGCCGAUGCCACGCCUCUGAUGAAAUUUGGUGACGUCGUCGUCUCCGACCUCAACCAGUGGGCAUUGGACCCUAUCGUAGACAACCUGAACGCCUCGCAUCUGGAGAAGGCAUGGUUCGCAGGCAACGAGGCAGCUGCAUACCCCUGGUUCUGGGUCAACCAGUCGAAGACCGACUUGAGUUCCCUGGCGGGCCCUCCUUACUAUAAGAUCGAAGACGCCUACUACGAGUACCGAUUCCUCAACCGUAACCCCGAUCAUGAAUUCUCGCAAUACCUCGUGUCCUCCAGAACCGUCCACGCCAAGGCAACUUGUGAGGAACUCGUGCUCGAGAGCACUGAGGUCGAGGAAACGGAAGAGGGUGCAUUCUUCGUCAAUGCAAAGAGAGCAGACGCAGGCCCCGAUGCCAAUUACGACGUAUACUGGCUGACAGAAAUCACAACCGGCUCGAUAAGCUGGAUGGCAUCUGUAUACGAAGGAUGCGGCCCUCGAUGCACAAACUACACAAUCUACCAGCACACCGAUCUCAAAGACAUAAAAACCCCAGCGCUGUUCCUCUGCGAAAACACGCUGGGAGAAGUCAAAGGUGGAGAAAACGACUUCACCGGACUGAGCGAGCAAGAUCGCAAGGCUCUUUACAGCAACGACGAGUUCGCGCGCAUUGCCGCCGGCGCCAUGGGCUGGACAGGGUACACAUUCAACUCGUGGUACGAUCGGCAGACGCGAAGCUACACGCGCGGCUCGAAGUGGGCGCCGUACGAGAUGAUGACGGGAAAGAAGGAGAAGAUUGCGGAUAUGCUAGCGAUUUACACGAUCGGGGCGAUCGCGGCGUUCGACGACCACGGCCUACGGUACACCAUCAAGAACCAAUGGACGAAGCCCGUGCAGGGUCAGCAGCUGACUGUCGACUGGGCGUGGAUCUUCGGACUCCUCGGAGGCAUCAUACUCAUCCAGACGGCCGCUCUGGCAGCGCUGUUGGCGUUCGCGAAUAAGUCUAUCAUCCGAGACGAGAGCCACUUCAGCAUGGCGAUGCUGCUGAAUCCAGUGGUGAGCCGGCUUGGGCAGGAGGGUAUGAACAUGACGGGAGACGAAAUCAAGACCCAUCCGAAGUUGCUGUGGAAGAGGAUACGAUACGAUUACCGGGAGGGCAAGGACGGCGAGCCGAACCAGGUGUCUAUCUUCUUCCAGGGCAAGGAUAUGCUGGAGGCGCGGCGAAGUUGGGCGGGUGGCAAUUAUAUAUAG